GAUCUCCGACUUUCCACACAGGUGACCACACAGAUGAAAAUAAGAUUGAAAAUAUCUACUUUUGCAUUUUAAUCAAAGUAGGAUAGUGAACCUGUUUUUUAACUGUUGUGCUUUUGUGAGACUUCGCCUGCUGGGACCAACAGUAAAGGUUAUACCACAUACUGAGUGGGUUUUAGCAGCCUUUGUCAGCAGUGAAUUACUUCAUCUCUCCGUCCGAGAUGAAAAGAAAGGGCGCGUACAGAUUUCUGUCGGUUUUCUCCUGCUUCGUUGUUUGUGUUUUCUUGUUCUUGUUCUGGUUCUUCGUCUUUUACUCCAUGGUUCUUACGCCGUAAAACACAGAGGAAGCCACAGACAGCUAAGCUAAAAGGGACGUACUACUUUUACCCACACUGCACCGCCUUAUUGACAAGUCCUUGCUGUCACAUGACCAUCUGCAACAGGAAGUAGCAGCUGAUGAUUUUCUAGAAAUUGGUCAUUGAAGUCACGAUGGCGUCUAACAUCAGUGGAGCGUCAUCCUCUUCUGCAGAGCUCAAGCUGCAGUUUGCACCCUUCAGCAGUGCUCUGGAGGCAGGCUUCUGGCACCAGCUCACCCAGAAGAAGCUCAAUGAUUACAGACUGGAUGAGAGCCCCAAGUUUAUCAAAGGAUACUAUUACAAUGGUGACCCUGUAGGCUUGCCCACUCGUCUGACAUUGGAGUUUAGCGCAUUUGAUGUUGAUGGUCUGACUCCGGCUCGUUGUUGUUCAGCUCUUGGUAUGCUGUACAACACCAACACACUGGAUGCAUUUAAGGCCACUGAUAAGAAGGCUCUGUUGGAGAAAGAGGCCAAAGAGAUAUGGGAUGCCAUACAGACGGGGGCUGCACUGAAAAACCCAUCUAUCCUCUGCAGAUUCAUUCUACUGACCUUUGCGGACCUGAAGAAAUACCAUUUCUACUAUUGGUUCUGUUUCCCGGCACUUUGUUUCCCAGAUGGAUUAAAAAUGAUCCAGUCCCCUGUUAGCCUAGAGCAAGUUUUCUCACCAAGACAGAUCUCGGCCCUGCAGGAGGCCUAUGACAGCCUGUGUAAGGAAAUGGGGAUCACUGCGGUUCCUUUUUUCUUGAUGAAAUACACUGAUGACACUGUUCAGAUGGCUCUACUUGAGGACUGGCAGACAUUUUUCACUGAUACUAAGAAGGUCACUGUGGGCGUCUAUGAUCCGUGCACUCUGUCUCAACAUCCAGGCUGGCCUUUGAGAAAUCUCUUGGUUUUCUUGGCUAAGCAAUGGGCCUCCAAAGUGGACGUGGUGGAAGUGCUGUGUUUCAGGGACCGAACUCUGCAAGGAAACCGCUCCAUCCAGCAUAGUGUCGUCUUCCAGGUCAAACUACCCGAGCUUCCCAACAACUCAGUGUGUCCUAAAAGUGUUGGAUGGGAGAAGAACCCAAAGGGGGCAUUGGGACCACGAAUGGUCAACCUGAGUGAAUGCAUGGACCCUAAAAGACUUGCAGAGUCAUCAGUGGACCUGAAUCUUAAGCUAAUGAGAUGGAGGCUGGUUCCUUCUUUGGACUUGGACAAAGUCGUCAACACAAAGUGUCUUCUUCUUGGUGCUGGGACACUGGGCUGCAAUGUGGCCAGGACUCUCAUGGGCUGGGGAGUGAGACGCAUCACGUUUGUUGACAACGCAAAGAUUUCAUACUCCAAUCCGGUUCGACAGCCACUUUAUGAGUUUGACGACUGCCUCGGAGGAGGGAAGUCCAAAGCUAUGGCAGCCGUUGACCGUCUUACCAAAAUUUUUCCGGGUGUGAAUGCCGAGGGUUACAAUAUGAGCAUCCCAAUGCCCGGUCACCCAGUGAAUUUCUCUCAGACUACUCUUUCCCAGGCCCAGAAAGAUGUGGAGCAGUUGGAGAAGCUUAUUUCAGAACAUGAUGUGGUGUUUUUACUCAUGGACACUAGGGAGAGCCGCUGGCUGCCCACUGUGAUAGCUGCCAGUAAGAGAAGGCUCGUUGUUAAUGCUGCUUUGGGCUUCGACACGUUCGUUGUGAUGCGACAUGGCCUAAAAAAGCCUCCCGUCAGUCAGAGUGUUUCCACGGGAACAGACUCCUCAGCUUCCGGUUCCUCUGCUUCCUCGUCAUCCUCCACUCCAGCCGAAUCUGCCACCGGUGUCCCAGGAUCCUCUCUGUUCUCCAACAUCCCAGGGCACAAGUUGGGCUGCUACUUCUGCAAUGAUGUUGUUGCUCCAGGAGAUUCCACCAGGGAUCGGACCUUGGAUCAGCAGUGCACCGUCAGCAGACCAGGUCUUGCCAUGAUUGCCGGAGCCCUGGCUGUGGAGUUGAUGGUGUCCAUUCUACAGCACAAUGAAGGGGGCUACGCAGUGGCCAGCAGCAGUGACGACAGAAUGAACGAACCUCCCACGUCUCUCGGUCUUGUGCCUCAUCAGAUCCGAGGCUUUCUCUCCAGGUUUGACAACGUGCUGCCUGCCAGCCUGGCCUUUGACAAAUGCACUGCCUGCUCACCCAUUGUCUUGGACCACUAUGAGAGGGAAGGUUUCAGCUUUCUGUCCAAGGUUUUUAAUUCCUCCCACUCAUUUCUGGAGGAUCUGACAGGACUGACUCUACUGCACCAGGAGACCCAGGCUGCAGAGAUUUGGGACAUGAGUGAUGAUGAAAGCAUCUGAAGGGUGGAGUAGCCAAAGACGAGCAGCAGGAGGAUUUCACUCCGACAUAUUUUUCACAUCACAAAACAUCAAGCCCUAUAAAUUAGGCACAAGGUGCACCAUCAGACCUAAGCAGUAAUGGUAAAAAAAAAAAAAAGUAUUCACAAGCAGACAAAGCUUGAGUUUCUCUUGGUGUGUAAAACCAUGUAUGUUUGCAUCAAGUACAUUUUUGUGAGUGUUAAAAUAUGUCUUUAAAUGGUUAGCUACAAUAAACCCAUCACCGCAAUAAACAGGUUUAGUUGAGUCUGUCAGCAAAGUGCUGACAUCUGUUUGCUCUAUCAGCUUGAAGAAAAAAGCUUUAAGGUAAAGUAUGAAAUCACAAAAACACAUUUGAGGACUUAGCAGAUCUAUCCAUCUCAUUUUCUGUUUACUAGAGAUCCAAACAUAUACAGAGCACCUGAUACUAAAAGCAGCUUUCAUGUAAUUCCUGUGAGAAAACCUGCUCACAGAUGUUUCUGUGCAGCUGGACUGCAGCCAGACGGGAACCAAAUCCAGGCGAGUGAGUGGAGAACCUGAGAUCUUUAGAAAUUACUGGUUUUUUUUUACCUUACACUGUCUUGUGUUUACAAACUUGUAUGAGUGUUAAGACAUGUAACAUUUUACUGGUUAUUUGUCUGCCCAAAAAAGCUCAGUGAGAAAAAAAGAUGAGAUCUGUGUUUAAAAGUAAAGCAUGAGUUGUGAAUGAAACAAAUGUCCUAAACACAAAUGCAACAAAUCAAAGUUUUUUUUUUUUUCCUAAAGCCAUUUUCCAUGACUGAUUAAUCUCAGUUCCUUUGGUGCAGCUUAGCUAAUUCACUUCUGUUAGCAUUUAACCUAAAAAACUGUAAUAAAAUCUUUCCUUACAGUCCAACAUCAAA
Messenger RNA from Girardinichthys multiradiatus, 3545 nucleotides. RefSeq names its product ATG7 autophagy related 7 homolog (S. cerevisiae) (gene atg7). Lineage: Eukaryota; Metazoa; Chordata; Actinopteri; Cyprinodontiformes; Goodeidae. Gene Ontology annotation, cellular component: cytoplasm; phagophore assembly site. The record is from RefSeq and is a predicted model, not a curated record. The transcript is spliced from 19 exons. Gene Ontology annotation, molecular function: Atg12 activating enzyme activity; Atg8 activating enzyme activity. Gene Ontology annotation, biological process: protein modification by small protein conjugation; C-terminal protein lipidation; autophagosome assembly. Bases 487 to 2649 code for a protein of 720 amino acids.